AUGUCUGUAAUUUUUACAAUUGGAAAAAAAGCUACUGAAAUAAUCAACGGUAACAGUUCCCCACUAACAAAAGUACGAAGGGCAAAUUGUCGUGAGUCAAAAAGCUCAACAAGCAGCUGCUAUCAACCGUCAGAAAAUGUCAUUGUAUGGAAUAUAGACUUAGAUGGAAAUCAAGUCAGUCUGGCUUAUUGUACGGAUACACAGAUUUUAUGGUGCAAUGACCAACAAAUUCAACUCCAGGGAAAGUCUGAAGGUAAACGACAAGAAUACACCUUUUCCAUUAAGAGUCACAGAGGUUCACUGUUACUUUCCGACGAUACAACAGAGAAAGUCCCUACUUGUAGACUAUAUAUUGAUGGCAGUGAAGUCAAGCAUCAUAAAUGCAAAUAA
This is a messenger RNA of Trichobilharzia regenti, 390 nucleotides long. Lineage: Eukaryota; Metazoa; Platyhelminthes; Trematoda; Strigeidida; Schistosomatidae. The record is from the annotation of a GenBank genome assembly.